AUGAUUCAAGCACUUUCUGUUAAUGCAGAAGAAAAUCUUCAACGUUUGAUUAUUUCACAAUGUGUUUGGAGUGAUACAUAUAGUUCAUUAAAACAUGUUCUUAAACGAACAGUUAAUCGAUUACCAUUACUUAUAUCAUUUAGUAAUAAUAACAAUGAACAAGAAACAUCAAAUGACAAUAAUGAUCAAACAAUACUUUUUUUUGAUAGAAAUAUUUCCAAGAAAGCAUUAUUUACACCAUUAAGACAAUUACAAGAUCAGAAAAAUAAAUUUGAAAUUUAUCCACGUCACUGUACUUUUGCUAUGACUAAUUCAUUUAAAGGUAUAUUUGAAUUUGUUCGUAAUGGACGACGUUGUAGUCAUAUCUACACAAAUCUUGAACAACUAGUCAAUUAUGCAACAAAUAUUAAAUGUUCUACUACAUUUAUGUCUCGAAAUCAUGUGCGAUGUUAUUAUCAAGACCCAGAUUCUUUACAUUGGACAAGCAAAGAAUAUACUCAAGGAGCAAUUUUUCAAGCUCAAUGCAUUCAUCGUUCAUCAGAUCAAUCUCAUCGUGAUCGAAAAGUUAAUGCUAAUUAUCUAGAAUGUUUAGAUGAAGACGGCUAUAAUGUUUUUUUAAAAAUGAACCAUUCUGGUCGUUUCUCUCUAAUUGCUACAUCCAUUGAUCAACAACAAAAUCAACCUGAAAUAUUUCUUCAUUCUAUUCAAUCACCUAAUAUUGGUCAAUUAAUACAACGCUUAAAACUUGAUGAAAACAAUAAAAACAAUAGUAAUUGUAUACGUCUUGUACGCGGUGCAGUUCCAUAUAGUUUUACUUGCCAAUAUUUAAAAUUUGUUCGUCAACAUACAUAUGAUGUAUUAGUUGGUUUGACAAAAGAAAAUCUAAUUAUUGAAUGGAAUAUAGAAAGUAAUAUACCAUGUCGAUAUGCAACUAAUUUUGAUGAUAUUAUUAAUAAAUUCUAUGGAACAUGGGAAGAACAAACACUUGAAAGUUAUAUGGAUUAUGCACGAACACAUUAUCGAGACAAUUUUCAAAUUAAUAUACAACUUCUUUCAACAAAAGAUUGGGCUGCAGUAUUGGAAUAUUGGAAAUGGACAGGUGACAUUCAUCAAACAAAUAACAGUGAAAACAAUAUACCUGAUCGACAUCCUCAUAGAUUUCAUUUAGUUACUUCAAUACAAGUAUGA
Rotaria sp. Silwood1 is the source of this 1188-nucleotide messenger RNA. The record is from the annotation of a GenBank genome assembly. Lineage: Eukaryota; Metazoa; Rotifera; Eurotatoria; Philodinida; Philodinidae.